CAAGAGCGGUACGCGAACGCGCAAUCGGCAGCGCUCCCUCAAAGAAAGACACUUUUCUCAGACGAGAGUUUCCCCCGGUUCAAAAGAAUUCUUUUCGAGUGCUGUUUUCUUUUUUUUUUUACUGUGUGUCUCUGCUCUUUGCUACGUGCUGUGCGGUUCUGAGUUGUGCGAUAGUUUUCCAUGGUUGCGCUGAUUGGGAAAUUGUGAAGGUCAGCGCGUCGACGCGAUCGGACUCUCAGUUGAGUGUGUGUCGUAAUCGGGCCAAGAGAUCAAUAUCUGCUAGAUAUUCUGGAUCAAUAUCUUUAUAACUUAAGUGCAACAAAUGGUUUUAUAAAUACACCCAGUCUCCCGUGCAGCUCAUGCAUGUAAAUGUGCCGCCCUCCGCCACUUCGGCUGCCACUCCUGCCACACUCCUGCCACACUCCUGCCACACUCCUGAACACACUCCCUGAACACACCCACUCUCACCUGCAGUUCGUAAAUGUACGUAGCUGCAGGCAUGCAUAAUUGAAGAGCUGCACGUGUGAAGUCGCCAACAGCUGACGCCACUAAAGUCAUCAACUGGCGCAUUUGUAGUUGCAUUCUGCAGUCGGACUUUCCGCACUUUCCACCGGAGUUCCAGCAGAGCCAAGCUUGCAACUCCAGCAGCAGCGGCAGCAGCAACUGCUGCAUAUUUAAGUGCCACCGUGGCAAACGAGGACUCCACAUAAAGCGGAGACAAACUCGCCCUUGCUGGCCAGAUUAAUGGUCACCAGUGCGGGGUCACCAGUGCGGGGUCACCAGUGCGCGGGGUCACCACUCCCAACUCCAGACAGGCGGCACAUCUGUGCCACACAUCGUAGACUAGUCUGCCUCUUGGCUUUAAAAGAUUGAUAGAACAGCUCGGCAAUUAAAUCCUCUUCCCUUUUCACAGAAUAGAAUACUCAAGCCACGUCAGAGAUGAACAGUUCAUGCCGCCAUUAGCUGCCGAGCAGCCGGUGUGCAAUGUUGGCUGCUGGCAGCAGUGAGAUCGCCGAUUUCGGGCCAACCUCGAGGCGCCUGCCAGCGACGGCCCCAGUCACUGGCACCACUGCCACCUCCAACUGCUCCGCCGACGAAGGCAGGCAGCAGCAGCGACUCUCCGUUGGCACAACGCCCAAGCGGCCCCACAAGGCGAGCCACCGAGCCACCGGACCGAUGACAACCAGCGGCACGAGCGCCGCCUCAACGGGUGGCAACGGGAGCCACGGUGGUGCAGGAGGAGCUGCCAGGAGUGGUGCUGGUGGCGCCACCACUACGACAACGGUGACGGCGACGCCGGGCAAGGCCAUGGUGAGCCACGGCCGCAGCCACAGCCACGCCCACUCGCGAGGGAGCGGACGCCAUGCGGCAGCCGCUGCUGCCCAGCGGCCCAAUGCCCAGAAUGCCCACGGCGGACUCGUCGGCGGCAUCGAGACGUACUUGGGCCUCAUCGGCUGGCGGAAGAAGUGCCUGUACACGCUGCUCCUCCUCCUGAUGCUGCUCAUCAUCACGAACCUGGUGCUCACCCUCUGGAUCCUCAAAGUGAUGGAGUUCUCCACGGAGGGCAUGGGCCAGCUCAAAAUCGUACCCGGUGGCAUUCAGUUGUCGGGACAAGCGAUAAUUAUGGACAUGCUGCGCACAUCGACAAUCCGUUCGCGGCACGGCCAGCCCAUCUCCAUAGAAUCAUCACGUAAUUUUUCAAUCAAUACACGUGACCCGAAUGGCAUGAUUGAGAAUCAUUUAUUUCUGGGACACGACAAGUUCGAGUGCCUGGCAGCGGGAUUUCGCAUCAACGACACCAACGGACGGAGCCUCUUCUCCGUGAACCGCAAUGAAGUCACAAUCGGAGCGCACUCCCUUCGAAUCGAUGGCGAGGGCGGAGCGGUCUUCCGGGAGUCCGUGCAGACGCCGCACAUCCGAGCGGAGCCAGGUCGCGAAUUGAGACUCGAGUCGCCCACCCGCCAACUGCAGAUGACGGCGGCCAAGGACAUCAAUUUGCAGUCCCGGGCAGGAGGCAUUGAAGUGGUGGCCCUGGAAGACGUCAAGUUCCGAGCCCUCGAUGGGAGCCUGCGACUGGAGUCCUCGAAGAUCCUGAUGCCCAACCUGCGGACGGCGCAGCCGCCCAUUCUGGGCACCGCCCAGAGUCGGGACCACAUGCACCGGGUCUUCCAGCUGUGCGCCUGCUCCAACGGCAAGCUCUUCCUGGCGGCCCCGCACUCCAUUUGCGCCGGCGACGACUCGACCGUUUGCAGAUGAUCGCACGGCGGCACUCGGUGGCAGCAGUCCACAUCCAAGUCCAAGUCCAACAGCGAUUUACCAAGCGCAGGCGGUGUGGAUUUCCAGUAGGGCGAUCGAUCGCUCGUUGCCACAACUAUAGCCGCAUGCACCACAUAUACCGCAUACCGCAUACAUGUUGAAUUACCCCCCAUACGCUAACUGUAACAUAGAGAGGUAUACCUACACAUUUAGUGGACACACACACUACGUACAUCCCGCAUUCAAAGUCCUUCUCGCACCCACAAACUGUCGAGGGAACUACUGUACCCGAACUCGAUGAACAAAAUCAAGAGCUUCUUAGACACUUGGAUGUUGUGUACUAGUUUAACAAAGGCAAUUCAGAGACAUAGGCAUAUCCAUCAUAGACAUAUACGAAUAUCAGCAGAGUAACCUCCCAAGGGAGUGAAUAUAAACCCAUACCAAACACAUAAGAUACUACCGAAUCGAAGAUAUCCUUGUAGCUAAAUUGGUGUAGACCCCCAGUGUAACUGUACUCUUCCCCUGUGAAUGUGAAUGUGUGCCUAUCAAGAUGGAAUCCAUUAGGAAGGAUCAGAAAUGCAGAUCAGUUUUCAUUUGAGAAACCUUAGCAAAAAACACAGCCGCCUUAUAGCAAAACCAUUAUUAUCAAAAUAAUAAUUUUCUUUUGAACGCUGGUGAUUUAUUAAUUUAAAAUAUUUCCCUUUUUUUUUUGACACCACAAAAUCGUUUCAACAUUAAGUGAUUUAAUUACAAAAAACCAGAUCCAUUUCCGCAGAGCAGUCCAGAGAUAUUGUACAUAAGACUGUCUACUUCAUAGAACUCGAUAUCUGCUUCGUACCAUCGACCGACCGCAACACAAAUGAAAUCGGUUAAAUCGAACCCGAUCGACUGUAUUAAUGUAGAUAACCCCGCAACGACUAAUAAAAUAUAUAUAGAAAUUGCUAACUACGAUCAGAAUAUCCAAAUCCGAGGCAGCACGCUGACAUUAAACACAAUACGAAGACAAUGAAAUAUCAUCCAAUGAAUCGCAAGAGCUAUUUAUACCUAUAUAUCUAUACAUGUGUAAUAUUACAGAUACAAGAUACAAGAUACAAAUAUAAAGCAUAAACAAUUACGAAUAUAAAUAUGAGUAAAGGAUAAAUAAAUAUGGGUAAAUAUGGAUAUAAAUACGAAUAUGAAUACAAAUAGAGUUGAAUAUGAAAUUGCCGUUGAAUUUGUCAAGUGCGAGAACACUGAUAUAUAGAUAUAUGCGAAUAAAUAAAUGUAUAUGUAUCUGUAUGUAUGUAAACAUAACGAAAUGCUUUUAAAGGGGCGUUAAGAUUAAUUUGUUGUUGAUUUUUUUUAGCACGAUUAGGAAACCUAGUGUUUAUAUAGAAUGUGUGGUGGGAUGGAAGUACGAAGUCUUUAUAACACAUAUAUUGUAAUACUUAAAGAGAUACUUAAAGAGAAAUACAUGCGUAA
Messenger RNA from Drosophila ficusphila, 3717 nucleotides. Its product is annotated as delta-sarcoglycan. Lineage: Eukaryota; Metazoa; Arthropoda; Insecta; Diptera; Drosophilidae. Gene Ontology annotation, cellular component: sarcolemma; sarcoglycan complex. Gene Ontology annotation, biological process: heart contraction; cardiac muscle tissue development. The transcript has 6 exons. The record is from RefSeq and is a predicted model, not a curated record. The coding region runs from base 985 to 2256 and encodes 423 amino acids.